AUGGUGUUUAAGAAUGAAGUUUUGGACGAAUUUACUACGUCUGAUCCUGUUAAUAAGGCAAUCCUUGGUUUGUCCAUUAUUAGAAUAGAAUUCAUUGCAGCAAGAAAAAGAAAUGUUUAUUUUACAAAUGCACGUUUGGUUACUUAUAUCUGUAUUACUAUUUACCCAUUAAUCAAAACUGCAAUGAUUGGUGAAUUUUUGGGAUAUGAUAAAAGUAUUUAUAGAGGUUCAGUUAUGGCAGUUAUGAGUAUCUGGGCAACUAUGUUUCAAUAUUUUGAAUGGGUUUUUAUUGCUUGUUAUUGGAUGAGUCUUUUAUAUACUUUCUUUUUAACCAAAGAUUAUGUAAAAACUAAUACUAAAAUUGUUUGGAUUGCAUCUUGGUCAAUUGUAAUUAUUUUAAUUAUUUGGACAAUUGUUCAAACAGUUUUUAAUUUUUACAAUCUCCCACUAAUGGAUAGAACAUAUGGUGUUGGACAAGUUAUUUUAAUUGUUAGUAUUGGUAUUUUUUAUUUUGUUAAUGGUGUUUUAUUAAUUAGAGAAAUGAAAAAGAAAGGAAAAGUUAAAAGUUUUCAAAAAGGUUAUAAAAGAAUUAUUUUUUUAUCUUUUGCACUUUUAUUAUUAGUUUUUGGUGCAUUAUUUAUGUUUGUUGUUCAAGUACUAAUUUUAAAAUGGAAUGGAAAAGAAACUGGAAAUUAUAUUUUUUAUUUAAUAGCUUCACUUAUUGAAUUUACUCAAUUACCAAUUGUAAUGUAUUCAUUGGGUGGUGAUUCAUUUAAAAGAUAUAUAAUUUUAUAUAAUCAAAAAUUACCAGAAGAUCCAAAGAGUGAAUAUUAUAGUGGUGUAUCUUCAUCAACUGUUGAUAGUAACUAUAGCUCUGAUGCACAUGAUAAUAAUAACAAUAUUAAAUUAAAAAACAUUCAAACUCAAAAAUCAAUAGAUUCAAGUGUGAUCUCAAAUAUUUCUUCAUCAAAUGUUAGUAAUGUCAGUGAAUCUCCAAAUAUUAGUUGUUCAAAUUUAGAUUCUAGUGAAAAUUCUGUUUAA
Dictyostelium discoideum AX4 is the source of this 1041-nucleotide messenger RNA. RefSeq lists its product as hypothetical. The transcript has 5 exons. Lineage: Eukaryota; Evosea; Eumycetozoa; Dictyosteliales; Dictyosteliaceae. Bases 1 to 1041 code for a protein of 346 amino acids. The record is from RefSeq and is a predicted model, not a curated record.